Molecule: messenger RNA, 4517 nt
Organism: Papilio machaon (common yellow swallowtail)
Lineage: Eukaryota; Metazoa; Arthropoda; Insecta; Lepidoptera; Papilionidae
Exons: 1
Coding region: 165-4253 (1362 amino acids)
Biological process (GO): DNA integration
Molecular function (GO): nucleic acid binding; zinc ion binding
Source: RefSeq, a predicted model, not a curated record
GCACAGCGCAUGUUUCUGAACUGGCGGCUACGCCCGCCGUCAAUGUGACAACAUUUUGAAUAAACAGUCUGCGCUAAGCAAGCAAUCGUUUCAUUACUCCAAAUACGUAACAGUGGCGACGAGUGAGCGAAAUACCCACUUUUGGAAAAAAAAAAAAACCCAAAAUGUUAGUAACACAUUUUGGUGUUUUAUCGUGCUUUGAUCAUAGUGAGCAAAUGUGGAAGACGUAUAAAAAUCGCAUAACGCAGUGGUUUAUCGCGAACGACGUGAACCAUUUAACCGAUGCGACGGGAGUUAAACGACGAGCUAUACUGCUUAGUGCACUCUCCGAGGGGACAUACAAGUUAGCAGCAGACCUAGCACUACCCAAAGAACUCAACGAGGUGCCCUACGAAGAUAUUCUAGGACUCCUAGAUGCAUAUUUCACUCCGAAACGCGUCGGCUUCGGCGAGCGGUACAAUUUUUACGCUGCAGUUCAGCAACCCGCGGAGUCGUUUAUACAAUGGGCGGCUCGUCUAAGGGGUCUCACGGCUAAUUGUGGCUUCAGCAACCUAGAAGAAGUUCUCCGAGACCGCUUCAUCAUGGGGAUGCUGCCGGGGCUCGAGAAAGAAGAAAUCUUUGGCAAGGAUCUGAGUGGCCUGACCCUGGCUAGAGUGGUGGAGCUGGCCGAGAACAUACGAUGCGCGCGAGCGGGAGCCGCCUGCGCAGCCGCUGCGACCAGCGUCGUCGUCGCCGCGCCUACAGAAGUAUUGUGUAAAACAGGACAGCCGAACAAAAGUGAACUAAGCGUGAGUGAGAAUAGGUCGGAAAAAGUACAAUGUUCCGUGUGUGGAUAUUUUAACCACAGGACGUCAGAGUGUCGUUUUGUUAAUUAUACGUGCAAAAAGUGUAAACAAACAGGGCACCUUCGACGUAUGUGCAAGAAGGUGAACCUGGUGACGUCAGCCGUGACGAGGGGAACGGACGAGAACGAUGACGAUGGUGAGUUGUAUCAUAUCCGUUCUUUUAGGGGUGAACCUAUGGUGGAGUGCGUUAGGUUAAACGGGGUAACUUUAAAAUUUGAAAUUGACAGCGGGUCCGCUGUAACGGUCAUCUCCGAUAUUACAUGGAGACGGCAUUUUCAUAACGUGUCUUUAUCUCCGUCAAAUAAAAAGUUAAUGGGGUACACGGGCGAAAGAAUACAUUGUUUAGGUGUUAUGCGCGAUUCAAAAAUGUUAUUCGGUGGGGUUAACCGCGCUAUAGACGUAUAUGUAGUACGUGGUGGUGGCCCGGCACUACUCGGCAGGGAUUUUAUCUCAAAAUUUAAUUUAGAACUAGCGCCGGUGAAAUAUUGUGAUUCAUCGCUUUCAAUAGAACAGCUUCAGGCUCGUUUUUCCAAAACGUUCGCGGACACUUUAGGUUCUUUCAAGAAAUAUAAAAUAACAUUAUUUUUGAAAGAAAAUUCGAAGCCAAUUUUCUUUAAGGCGCGACCUAUUGCAUUCGCUCUAAGGGAAAAAGUUACCGAAGAGCUAAAUAGGUUAGUCGAUCUAGGUGUCCUAAAACCGGUCGACUAUUCCGAGUAUGCGUCCCCUAUAGUGCCAGUUUUAAAAAGAAACGGCUCCGUGAGAAUAUGCGCCGACUACUCGGUUAGUAUCAACAAACAGUUAGUAGUCGAGCAAUUUCCCCUACCGACGGUGCAUGAGCUGUUUUCGAAGCUACACGGCGGCGAACAGUUUACAAAACUGGACUUGUCGAGCGCAUAUAAUCAGCUGUGUCUCGAUGAGGAGUCACAGAAGUUGACGUGCAUAAACACGCACCGGGGGCUGUAUCAGUAUACGCGACUCGUAUUCGGUUUGUCCUCGGCCCCGGCGAUAUUCCAGCGCGCCAUGGAAACCGUGUUGGCGGGUUUAGACGGGGUGUUGUGUCUCCUCGAUGAUAUCUUAAUUACAGGUAGUAAUAGGGAGGAACACUUGACGCGUCUUAGUAGCGUAUUGCAGAGGCUCGAGGAAGCGGGGCUAACAUUACAAAAAGAAAAGUGCGAAUUUUUUAAAGACGAAAUUAAUUAUUUAGGCUACGUGAUAAAUAAGAACGGUCUUAAAAAAUCACCGGAAAAAAUUAAAGCAAUAAUAGAUGCACCUAGACCAAGUAAUGUUAGUCAGUUACAAUCAUUUUUAGGGCUGGCUAAUUACUAUAGGAAUUUUGUACCCGGUGCAUCAAUGAUGUUAAGUCCAUUGUACGAGUUACUGAAAAAGAAUACUAAAUGGAAGUGGACGAAAAUUCACUCGGAUGCCUUCUUAGCUAUAAAGAAAUGUCUAGCGUCGGAUUCGGUUUUGGCUCAUUUUAACCAAAAGGCCAAACUUAUCUUAACGGUCGACGCGUCCCCCACCGGCCUCGGGGCAAUAUUGUCGCAAGUGGGGGACGACGGCGUCGAGAGACCUGUCUCUUAUGCGUCGCGCACGCUAACGCCCGCUGAACAUAGGUAUUCACAAAUACAGAAAGAGGCGACGGCGAUCAUAUUCGGAGUGCGUCGGUUUCACCAAUACUUGUAUGGUCGAGCGGAUCCUUUUGUCUUACGAACCGACCACAAACCGCUAAUUACUAUCUUUGGUCCGCAUAAGGGUAUCCCGGAAGUGUCGGCAAAUAGGCUGCAACGUUAUGCAAUGUUUUUAAGCGCAUAUAACUAUGUAAUAGAAUAUGUUCGCAGCGCCGAUAAUACCGCAGAUUAUCUGUCGCGCGCGAGUCUGCCGGGGGCGGGGGAGCGCGGCGCGAGAACCACAGAGGCGGGGCGCGCGUCGUGCGCAGACGCCGCCGCGGCGCUGUGCGAUAGGGCCGCAUACGUCUGUUUCGUCGUGGACGGAACGUUGCCUAUGACCGUCAGCGAAUUACGUCACGAAACAGCUAAAGAUGUUAUUUUGUCCCGUGUCAUGAAUCAUGUUUUAAACGGCUGGCCGAACAAAGUAGUCGAUUUAAAGUUAAAGCCGUAUUUUUUGUGUCGAAAUCAAUUAUCGGUAGAAAACGGCUGCUUAAUGAGAGGGCAUAAGGUUAUUAUUCCAAGCUCACUACGUAAAAGAGUAAUGGACGAAUUACAUACGUCCCAUUUAGGUGUAGUAAAAACCAAGGCCGAUGCGAGGUCGAGAUUUUGGUUCCCGGGCGUCGAUGAAGCGAUUGAAAACUUUAUCGGGUCGUGCGAGGUGUGCACCCGGCUGAGACCGUCACCGCCGCGGGCGAAGCUGGUGCCGUGGAGGUUCCCUCCUCAGCCAUUUUACAGAGUGCACAUCGACUUUUUAGGACCCUUGAACGGUCGUACGUAUUUGGUCGUCGUAGACUCGUACACCAAAUGGGUCGAGGUAUACGACAUGAAUGCGAACACAACGUCGUGUGCAGUAGUUGAGCGGUUGUACGAGUACAUUGCGCGUUAUGGUUUACCGAAAACGAUAGUGAGCGACAACGGGCCCUCCUUUGCCUCGCAAGAAUUUUCAAGGUUUUGCGCAGGCAAUGGGAUCAGUCAUCUUACUACACCGGCGUACCAUCCGGCUAGCAACGGCCAGGCAGAAAGUUCGGUAAAGGUUGUAAAAAAGGGUAUUAGAAGCAGCAUCAUGUCUAGUCGUACAGCGAAGGAAUGUAAGUUACGUCUCCUAAAGUUCUUGUUCGAUUAUCGGAACUCGAUUCAUUCCACCACAGGUUUCUCCCCGGCUGAACUUGUAUACGGAUGUAAACUCAGGUCGCGGUUGGAUCUAAUUAAUCCCAAAGAGCCGUCGUCCUCGUUCAGCGCCCUUGCCGAUGUUGUGCAUGAUAGGCAGCAGGCACAGAUCGUAGCCCAUGGUGGGAAAAAUAAAAUUUCCUUUUCCCCAGGUGAACAGGUAUUUUAUAAAAAGUUUAGUGGUAAUAAUAAAUUCACCUGGCAUAAAGGUACGGUGUUACGGCGACUGGGAAAAGUGUUAUAUGUUAUACAGGAUAAUGCUACUUUAGUUACCACUAAAAAACACAAAAAUCAAUUGUGGUUAUGCAAAGCCGACGUUACUGCUACUAAUGUAAACUCGCGGGAUGUUGACGAUGAUGAUGAUGAUGAAAUUGUAGUGAGUAUCCCAACAUCGCCAACAUCCUCCGGACAGCCAGGAGUCGCACAGGGCAUUAGUGAUGGAGAACAGCCUGAGGGGGAAGGUGAGGAGGCGUGCUCGCCGCCGCACACACCGCUUAUCAACCAUCCUAAUGUCACAGUAGCUAGGGGUGUUAGGCGCCCUGCGCAGUCCGAAGAGGAUGAUUGUUUAGGCUAGCUUAGAAAUUAAAUUUGUUAUAUGUGUCAUAAGCUCUGCAUGUCAGUAUUGUGUAAUUGUAUUGUUAUUUUCUUGUUAAUUUGUUGUUGUUUAUUUGUUUAUUGUUUAUUCUUUAUUUUGAUUUUUAAUUAUUUAUAAGGUCACAUCUAAAGGGGGAGGGAUGUUGUGUAUGCGUUUGCACAGCGCAUGUUUCUGAACUGGCGGCUACGCCCGCCGUCAAUGUGACAACAUUUUGAAUAAACAGUCUGCGCUAAGCAAGCAAUC